AUGCAACAUACGUAUAUCUUCUUGACCAAAAAGGUAACAAAAUACAGUAUGCUAUAAUAAAUUAAUACAGGUAGCGGUUAGCGGGGCUAAAGAACUGAGUAGCGUAGCAUGGAUGAAGAAUCGAGGCUUCAUAGCCGUCGGGGCUGAUGAAGGUGUGGUUAAGGUACUACAACUACCUGGAGAAAAUGGUAAGUAAUGUGCCAAAGUAUUGUUUUUACUGUAAUAUGAUGUAAAGUAUUAAUACAGUAUAAUCAUACGUUAAAAUUUUUAUUUGUGCUGUAAAAUUAGUUUAAAAUACAUUUUUAAAUAAAAAUUAGGUUAUAAGUAAAAUGUAAAGGUUUAUUCCAGAAAAGAGCAUCAAGAAUCCGUUUAAGAAGUUUAUGCACCUUGAAGGACAUUCAUCUGGAGCCAGAGUAAUCUACGCCAGUUGGAACGAAGUGUACCAAAAGCUGGCGACAUGCGACGAAGGUGGUCUUAUUGUGGUUUGGAUUAUGCAUCCGAACGAAGAAGGCUGGUUUGAGGUAACAAUCUUAAAGGCAUACUCUUUAAAUUAUAGUUACUUGCUACAAUAUUGGUUUGUUGACAUUGGUAUUGCCUUUUGCAGGAAAUGGUUAAUAAUCGUCAGAAAAGCAGUGUCGUCGCAGUAAAAUGGAGCCAUGAUGGUACGAGGAUUGGGAUUGCGUAUGAAGAUGGACAGAUUAUUAUAGGCACGGUUGAUGGUAACAGGAUCUGGAGCAAAGAUCUUACUAGUCAUCUGGCCCAACUUUGCGUAAGUAUUGUCAUUAUCCAGUGAUUGUCUAGAUUAAUCAAUUGACCCGCCUUAUCAAUUUUCAAGUACUUUAAAUUAGAGUUUAAAACUCGCAAGAAGCUUUAUUGACAACUAAUUGUCACAUUUGAAUAUAUAUUUAUAGUGGCAUGGAUCAGACGCGUUAGUGCUAGUUGGACUAAGCGAUGGAGAUGUGCAUGGGUACGACAUGAACGGUAACUUUGCCUUCAAGGUAACCAUGAUGUGUGUGGAAACAGUGGAGUUACGAACAGCGUUGGAAAGUAAGUACAAUAUUAACAACACGCAAAACUUUUUUAUUGCUGGGCUAUGAUUUGAUGACAUUUUAUAUAAUACCUUUCAAGCAAUAAUGUGUCUUAUCUUCAGAAGACCUAAAGAAGGAUGUCAUCAUAUUCAUGGACUGGUUUGUCCCUACUCCAGUCUGCAAAGCUGAUCCUCUUCAGCCAAACGAGGAGAUGUUGCGACUAAUAAGACACAACGCGGUACCACCUGAACCAAUCGUGUUUCGAGGGGAAAUAGCACCAGACCAGCCUCGGUUUGUAGUCGCUUACCAGCAUGGCAUUCUUCAGAUGAUGCGCAGCGAAUUGGACACUAGUACGUUUUAAAUAAUAAUAUGUAUUUUGUAUAUGUUAUAUUAUAGUACUGCACUACAGACGAUAUGAGAAUUGUUAAUUUUUAGGCCCUAUCAUCUGUCGUCUCCCAAACACAGUAAUCAUUCAGUGUGCAUGGUCUCCAGAUGGCUCUAUUCUGGCUGUAGCCGGGUACCAGACAGACCUAUCGGACGAAGAGAAGAAUCUGGUACACUUUCUGACACCAUUUGGAGUCAAAAUACAGACAAUGAAGCUGACAGCCGGUAAACUUUCAGGAAUAACAUGGGAAGGAAGUGGUCUCCGACUGGUCGUUACCAUUGAUGCUUUCAUAUACUUGGCCAUUGUGAAGCCAGCGUACAAAGUGAGAUAUAUUACUGGUUACUGUAUAAUUUAAGAAGGUUUUCAUAUUGUCAUUGUUCUAUUAUAAGGUCAAAGCAAAAAAAUCCUUAACUUUCAUACUGCACUUUAUAGUGGGCGUUCUGCGGUAAAACGUUGGUAUACACAUACAAGAACAUAGAUGUUGGUCAAGAAAUGAUAAUGUUCUACGAGACCAAGAUGGACGAUACGUUUAAGAGACAGACGGCUGACGUAUGGCAGUUGUUAGCUUGUGGAGAUUACUGUGUGGUAGUCAGUCAAGUCAACGAAGUUGGAGGGAUCGUAUGUUUUUACAAUUUAUAUUAUCUUCUACACAGCAAGCAUCUACGUCAUACUUAAGUAACCAUUGUGUAUAGGUUGACUUCCGAUCAAUAUAACUUUCCAGUACAAGAUAGAAGUAUGUGACAGUAUUGGCACUCCAGUAGACUCUACGCAAACAAACGUUCAACCGUUCUCAAUCUCUGUAGCCCCAGGCAUCGUAGUUAUGGCAUCUUCUGACAAGUUCUUAGUUUGGUACUACCACGUACCUCGCACAAUGACAGUGGAUCACCGUGCUCCACAGAAGCCUGCCGAGCCGCAAGUGUACCACAUUGACGAUUACAAAAGUAGUCGGAACCAGGAAAGCGGAAGUGCCAAAAAGGGAAAUCGAACCGUAUUCGAUGGGAUCUGUUGUGUUUGUACUGGAAAAGACAUGAUAUUAGUGGUAAGAAUGGUAUUUAAUCGCAUUAGUGUACACUGUUACAUCUUCAGGGUAGAGAAUCAGGCACCGUUCAUCGUUACAACCUUCCUGAUGUUACACUUGUCCAAAAGUACCAACUGUCUUAUUCAGCUGAGACCAUGGCCCUCAACAGUACCAAUACUCGGUUGGCACUGAUCAACAAGCACCAUCUGUUGAAGUUCUUUGACAUCAAAGACAACAAUGCUGUUGUAGUUCCGAACUUUGAGAGGAAAGACGUCUGGGGGGUGAUAUGGGACAAGAAUCGAGAAGACACGUUGGUGUGUAUGGAGAAGCAGAAAGUGCUGGUGAUUCACGGCACGGAGACGGAAGACCCUGUGAAUAACACCGGCUACUUAUGCGACUUUACUGAUCUUAUGGUAAAGUGUGCGCAACUAGAUGAAGUGUUGCGGGAUCCAGAAUCUCCUACAAAGUCGGCGAUCGUCAGUAUCGAAACAAAGACUCUGCGACAAGCGAAAGAACUUCUGGAUCAGGACAAGAUACCCGAGGCCACCAAGUUUAUCGAAGGACAUUCUCAUCCCAAACUAUGGAAUCUACUGGCUACAUUCGCUCUCAACAAACUUGAUCUGAAGACGGCCGAACACGCUUUUGUUGAGCUACAGGACUUUGGAGGGCUACAGUUUUUGAAAAAGCUGAAGAAUAUAAAAGUAAGUGUUUUGUAAUUGCAUUUUUUUAAAGUUAUAAAAGUUAAAUCAAAACCUUUAAAAUUACCUAAAAGGUUAAUUCAUACCUUAAUUUCAGUCGGAAGCGUUAAAGAAGGCAGAAGUCUGCACGUUCCUUGGAGAUCUUGACGUCGCAGAACAUAUUUGUUUUGAAAAUGACAGAAGGUAAAUUUUAUAUUUCUAGUCAAGUGUAACAUUCGACAAAUUCAGAGACUUGGCCAUAGACAUGAGGACAAAGAUGAACGAUUGGUUCCGAGUGCUGCAGAUCUUACAAACUUCUACUGGGCCUGGAGAUGAUAUUAUGUUACAAAGAGCUUGGAAACAUGUAGGAGACUUUUUCAUGGACAGACAGAAGUGGUAACCAUUUUUUAAAAUUUGUAUGGUAUUUUUAAAAUCUUAGAGAGUUAAAUUUUAAAAUAUUUUUAGGCAAAGCGCGGCUAAACAUUACGAAAGUGGACAGCAUUUCAAAGAACUGGUCAAGUGUUAUGUUAUGAUGGACGACUAUGCUCGGCUAGAAACACUGGCACAGCAGUUGCCUGAUGGCCAUGAAGUACUCAAGGAUCUGGCUGAUAUCUUCACGAAUUCUGGGUUGUGUAAUCAAGCAGUAGAAUGUUACUUGAGAGUAAGAUCCACAAGAUUGUAGUAUAAUCAAGUUAUGAAUAACACGAUCAAACACGAUUAUAUUUUUGCAAAAAAACUUUAAAGUGUAACGCCAUUAGCCAUAAAAACAGAACGGACUAUUAUGAAUAUAAUAUUUUACAGUUAGACAUGAUCAACGAAGCCCUGGACACCUGUAUCAGACUGAACCAGUGGGACAAGGCGGUAGAGUUAAGCGAGAAGUACAAACUGUCAAACGCGAUCAAUCUGCUCAAUAACUAUGCUGAGGAACUUACUGGAUCAAUCGAAAAGACUUUGGCUGCAGCUCAGUUAUACCGAAAGGCUGCCAUGUCCCUGGAAGCCACUAAAAUCAUAUUCAAUGUAAGUUACAAUAAAUAUCUUUCUUCAAUGACUAAUAAUAAAUCUUAUAUAGGCGAAUGAUGAAAUAAGAAACAUUAUAUUCAGAUAGCGAAAGAUCAGAUGGGACGACAAUGUCCACCAUUACGAGCAAAAAAGCUGUUUGUAAUGGGCGGAUUACUGAUAGAACAACAUCGAGAACACAGCAAAUCGAAAAUCACCAAAAAUGGCCAAGAAACCGUGAGUUCUCGUGCUAAUUUAUAUAAAACAUCAUAAUAUGAUAAGCUAAUUGUUUGUGCAAUUCAAUUUUAGUCAACAGCUGCCAUCAAGGGUCUGCUUGAAGAAGAACAUACCUUAUCCAUAGAAGACUCGAGGCUGAUAGACACUGCGUGGAGAGGUGCUGAAGCCAUGCACUUCUACAUGUUAUGCCAACAACAACUUCAUCAGCACAAGUUUGAUGCAGCCAUGAAGACAGCACUCGUACUAACGGAGUACGAAGAAGUUAUACCAUCUUUGGAGAUAUACACGUUACUGGCUUUGGCUAGCUGCCAAGCCAAACAAUUCUCAGUUUGUAGCAAAGCCUUUAUGAAGAUCGAAAGCAUGGAUAACAUACCGGAAGACGAACUCGAACAAUAUAAUGCGUUGUCGCUCAAGAUAUUCUUGAAGUUCGUUUUAAUUUCGAAGACAACUUCCAUGAACUUUUUUGACCCGAAUUAACAUCGAAAAGCGAAAUAAAUUUCUUUCCAGAUACCCUCCAAAAGAUACGAAGCCAACUCGAACAGAAUGUCAUACCUGUGGAACCAUGGUAAUGGACUAUGCCACUUCAUGUACGAACCCAACUUGCGGAGUAAAGUUCCCUAUCUGUAUAGCAUCUGGUCGACCUAUACAUGACUACCAGUUCUGGCUAUGUCCACAAUGUAAACAUAGAGCAUACGAACAGGAGAUCCAGUUCUCCAGACAUUGUCCUUUAUGUCACUGUGCUGUGUAA
Messenger RNA from Bursaphelenchus okinawaensis, 5089 nucleotides. Lineage: Eukaryota; Metazoa; Nematoda; Chromadorea; Rhabditida; Aphelenchoididae. The record is from the annotation of a GenBank genome assembly.